Molecule: messenger RNA, 1150 nt
Organism: Dendronephthya gigantea
Lineage: Eukaryota; Metazoa; Cnidaria; Anthozoa; Malacalcyonacea; Nephtheidae
Exons: 4
Coding region: 72-449 (125 amino acids)
Source: RefSeq, a predicted model, not a curated record
UAGGUUGCUAUGAUCCAGGGGUGACAAAUUGCGACACAACGGAAGCAGUAAUCAAAGUUAACGAUGCUGUAAUGUCAUGUCCGAAUCCUAAAGGCGCCUGUUUAACAAUUCUUGACGGAGUUACAGGGGAAAUAGAAGAAACAAUAAACGAGAUGUCAACAAACUUGGUAGACUAUCUACCCAUGUUAUCGAGCAAACCUAAGAAAUUGAUCCUCGGAACAGUAAAAGGAACGUGGUCCACGCCAAGAGAUCGUCGCUCUUUACGCAUUCUUCGCCGUUAUUUGUACAGGCUUCGUGUUUUUGGACGACGAGUUUACUUCCGCAACGCAUCAUUUGCUUUUAUUGGAUGGUCUGGCCCGGGAAGAGUCAGCGUCACUAGAGGAGUUUAUACAAAUGCCAGAAGAGGACCAAGUGUCAUUUCGAGGAAAAUUUAUUUCCCAUUGGCAUGAAGGAUUCUGAAUGAAUACUCCUAUAUAUCGUAAUUACUGCACAAGAAGCACAUACGCACACAUAAACUGAAUUGGCAAGUGUGAUCGUAGAUAAAUUACCAGCACAUUGUGAUGUAAUCACCACAACAAGAGUAGUGUUCAGAACUAACAUGCAUGUAUCAUAUAUUUUAUGCCUGCAACUAUAUGCACCUACAUGCCUCAGCUGUAAACCAUAGCGAAACUGAUACCCUGGUUCACAAGUUGAAUGUCCAGAUCGUACCCUAUAACGGGUUGUAGAUCAGUAAUCAGAGUUACAUCAUAAGUUCAGUUAUUCCGUAAUUAAAUUAGUAUUAUCUGUACUUUCUGAGUCUGUUGUUUAACAAAUAUUGGGAAGAGCCUUGUGUACAGUAGAUUAAGGAGGGCACAGAGUUAUUUUUAUUUUCCUAUCUCAAGAAAUGGUGGUUAUAUUAUAGUUGGUGGUUAGCCUAUGAUUCUGUCCUGCCGUUGUCUGUAAAGUGCGUUAUAUCUACAAUCCGGCCUCGUACCCACGUUCUGUACUGGAAAUUAACAUCGCAUUCAGGCGCUAUAUACAGAUCAACUAGAAAAAGACAACGCGCGGGGGUGCUUGGGGUGGUUUUGACUUCAAUAAGUAGCUGAAUGCAGAUUCCAAUGAGGCACUUGGGUCCUAUACGUGGACUAGUAUAAUUAGGGCUAAUUGCAAA